Messenger RNA from Varanus komodoensis (Komodo dragon), 2678 nucleotides. Its product is annotated as unconventional myosin-Ig-like. Gene Ontology annotation, biological process: vesicle transport along actin filament; actin filament organization. The transcript is spliced from 17 exons. Bases 327 to 2678 code for a protein of 783 amino acids. Gene Ontology annotation, cellular component: plasma membrane; microvillus; myosin complex. The record is from RefSeq and is a predicted model, not a curated record. NCBI's taxonomy places the organism in Eukaryota, Metazoa, Chordata, Lepidosauria, Squamata, Varanidae. Gene Ontology annotation, molecular function: microfilament motor activity; ATP binding; actin filament binding.
AGGGGCAUCUCGGGGCCUUCCCAGCCCACAGGGUCUCCUGGGGGCGCCGGUUGGAGACCAUCGCUAUUUAUGGUCUUCCGGAACGAGCGAAGCUGUGAGCAUUUGCCCCCCGAUCUGCUGGAGGAAGCAUCCUGCCGACAUCCGGAACAGCUCAAAACUCUGCCUGCUAGCCACAGAACCCCACCCUCUUCUCCGAAAAGGAACCUUCCGUGUCGGGUUGAGUCAUCCCUCCUUGCUCUGCCAGUGAGUCCUAGCCGCCCGUGGGGACCCUGAUCCUCUCCGUCUGCUUCUGCCAGGGGCCGGGCAGCCUCCCUUCUCCAGGAAGGAUGGCCGAGCAAGAGAGCUUCGAGUUCGGGAAGGCGGAUUUUGUCCUCCUGGACCGCGUGACCAUGGAGGACUUCACAGGCAACCUGAAGCUCAGGUUUGAGAAGGGGCGCAUAUACACCUACAUCGGGGAGGUGGUGGUCUCCAUGAACCCCUACAAGCAGAUGGAGCUCUACGGGAAGGACGUCAUUGAGCAGUACCGGGGCCGAGAGCUGUACGAGAGGCCCCCCCACCUGUACGCAGUGGCCGACGCGGCCUACAAGGCCAUGAAGCGUCGAGCCAAGGAUACCUGCAUCGUCAUCUCAGGCGAGAGCGGCGCGGGGAAGACGGAGGCCAGCAAGUACAUCAUGCACUACAUCGCCGCCAUCACGAAUCCCACCCAGAGGGCUGAGGUGGAAAGGGUGAAGAACGUUUUGCUCCAGUCCAACUGUGUCCUGGAGGCGUUUGGCAACGCCAAGACCAACCGCAACGACAACUCCAGCCGGUUUGGGAAAUACAUGGACAUCAACUUCGACUUCAAAGGGGACCCCACGGGCGGGCACAUCAACAACUAUCUUCUUGAGAAGUCUCGCAUCAUUAAACAGCAACCGGGCGAAAGGAACUUCCAUGCUUUCUAUCAGCUGCUCCUCGGCGCCUCGGACGCUUCGCUGCGUUCUCUCCACCUCUGCAAGGAUCCCUCCAGCUACAGGUUCACUAGAGAGGGCACCGACAGCCAUUCCUUGGACAGCGAUAGAUCCAACUAUCAAGCCGUUGCCAAUGCCAUGAAGGUGAUCGGGUUCACUUCCGACGAGAUGGCAUCCAUCUACAAGAUCCUGGCGGCCAUCUUACACUUGGGCAACGUGACCUUCGUGGCCACGGAAGACGACAUGGAGGUCGAGGACAGCCAGCUGCUGUCCCACCUGGCAGAGCUGACCUCCACGGAGCCCGAGAGCCUCCGGAAGACGCUGCUGCACCGGACAGUGGCCGCGGGGGGCGGAGAGGUCAUCCAGAAGCGCCACAGCACCAACGAGGCCAACUAUGCCCGGGAUGCGUGUGCCAAGGCCAUUUACGAGCGGCUUUUCUGCUGGAUCGUGGCCCGUAUCAAUGCAGUCAUUGAGGUAAAGGACUACGAUGCCCGGAUCCAUGGCAAGAAUACGGUGAUCGGCGUCCUGGACAUAUAUGGCUUUGAGAUCUUUGACAACAACAGCUUUGAGCAGUUCUGCAUCAACUACUGCAACGAGAAGCUGCAGCAGCUGUUCAUCGAGCUGAUCCUGCGUCAGGAGCAGGCGGAGUACCAGCGGGAGGGCAUCCGAUGGCAGCACAUCGAGUAUUUCAACAACCAAAUCAUCGUGGAUCUGGUGGAGGAGGCGCACAAGGGCAUCAUAGCCAUCUUGGACGAGGCUUGUCUGACGGCGGGGCAGGUCACCGAUGCCCUCUUCCUGGAGUCCAUGAACGCCCGGCUCGGCAAGCAUCCCCACUACGCCAGCAGGAAGGUCAACCCGACCGACAAGACCAUGGAGUUCGGGCGGGACUUCCGGAUCAAGCACUAUGCGGGCGACGUGACGUACUCCGUGGAGGGCUUCCUGGACAAGAACAAGGACACCCUCUUCCAGGACUUCAAGCGGCUGAUGUACAACAGCGCAGACCCCGUCCUACGAGAGAUGUGGCCGGAGGGGAAGCAGAGCAUCAUGGAGGUGACCAAGCGGCCCCUGACGGCGGCCACGCUCUUCAAAGUCUCCAUCGUGGCCUUGGUGGACAACCUGGCCUGCAAGGAGCCGUACUACGUCCGGUGCAUCAAGCCAAACGACCUGAAGUCCCCGCUGCUCUUCGACGAGGAGCGCUGCCGGCACCAGGUGGCUUACCUGGGGCUGCUGGAGAACGUGCGCGUGCGCCGGGCUGGGUUCGCCUACCGGCAGCCCUAUGACCGCUUCCUGCUCAGGUACAAGAUGACCUGUGAGUACACGUGGCCCAACCACCUCAUGGCCACGGACCGCGAGGCCACGCAGGCCCUGAUCGAGCAGCACGGCUUCCAGGACGACGUGGCCUACGGCCACUCCAAGAUCUUCAUCCGCACGCCCCGGACGCUCUUCACGCUGGAGCAGGCGAGGGCUCAGCUGGUCCCCAUUAUUGUCCUGCUGCUGCAGAAGGCCUGGAGGGGAGCCCUGGCCCGCAAGCGCUGCCGGUACCUGCGGGCCGCCUACACGAUCAUGGCCUACUUCAGGCGCCACAAGGUGAAGUCGCACCUGCGGGAGCUGCUGCUCAGCUUCCAGGCUGUGCGCAGCAUGCCGGACUACGGCAAGGGAGUGGAGUGGCCGGAGCCCCCCGCCGUGCUGGCCCAGUUCCAGGAGAGCAGCAAGCUCAUUUUCCGCAGGUAA